This is a messenger RNA of Acanthamoeba castellanii str. Neff, 3411 nucleotides long. Its product is annotated as variant sh3 domain containing protein. NCBI's taxonomy places the organism in Eukaryota, Discosea, Longamoebia, Acanthamoebidae. The transcript is spliced from 6 exons. The record is from RefSeq and is a predicted model, not a curated record. Gene Ontology annotation, molecular function: protein binding. Bases 1 to 3411 code for a protein of 1136 amino acids.
AUGGACCUGGGACCCAAGUCCACUGCGGCCGGGGCGAAGGUCAAGCUUGGAAUUGUGUUCGAGGAGACGCUGAGGAAGGAGGAAGAGGUGAAACAGCGAAUCUUUGAGGAGAGGCGCCGAGCAAAGGCACAGCAGCGACGCAGGAAGCUCGAGGCCGCCAGACGCCGGGCCAAGCAGCAAAACGCCCCCUCCAGCCCUCGCGCCCUCAGCGGAAACGACGAUGGCACCACACAACCACCUCAGGACCUGGGCCAGCGCGAAUCGGCCGAGACUGGGCGUGAUCUUGGCGAACGCCAGGCAAGCGACAGCGGCCAACACCAGCCGCUGAGCUCCGACCCGGCCGCUGCCAGCUCCCUUCAAGACACGCCCAAGCGGAAAUUGUCCACCGCCGAGCAGCGAAGGCAGCGUCGGCGGCGCGGCAAGUCGGCCAAGAGACAGCGCGCGCUCGAGGCCAAGCAGCGGCUCGAGGCCGAGCAGGCCCUUGAGAGGCAGCGGCUCGAGGCCGAGCAGGUCCGCGAGCGGCAGCGACUGGCCGAGCUGGCAGAAGCUGAGCGGCGCGUGGAGGAGGCCCGCCAGCGUGAAAUGAGGGAGGAGCUGCUGAGGGUCAACAACCACCUGACCGAGGCCGAUGCCCACGCGGUGGUCCAUUACUGGCCCUGCGUGGCCGGGCGGCGGGGCGAGGUGGAGGAAGAGCUGGCGGAGGUGGUGGCGGCCCGGCGGGCCGCGGAGGAGCGCGAGCGCCGACGGCGCCAGGCCGAAGAGGCCGAGCGAGAGCGUAUGCGACGAUUGCGAGAAGAGGAGGAAAAGAGAGUAAGAGAACGAAAGCGAAGAGAGGAGAAGGAGGCGGCAGAGGGGGAGAGGGAAAGGGCGAAGGCCGAGAGGGAGCGGGAGGCGGCCGAGGAGGAGCGCCGGCGGGUGGCGCGGGCCAAGCUGGAGCUCCUCACCGCGCGGCGCACCCAGCGGGCAGCCAGCCUCGCCGCCAGGCCCGAGCCGCUGUCGACCGGUACCAAGCGCCGAGAGCGACGGCGCAGGGCGCGGGAGCGAAGCCUUUCCAUCGACGCCAGCCUCGACCUCGUCCCAGCCACUCCCUCAGUCACCACCCCUGCACCCAAGAAAAUUCCGACGCCUAUUCCGACGCCGAUGCCGACGCCGACGCCGACGCCGACUUUGAAGCCUGGGGCGCCACCGAGGGAAGAGGAGACGAAAGAGGAGAAGGAGGCAAGGAUUCGGGCGAGGGAAGAGGAGAAGCGGCGAAAGAAGAGGGAGCGGAGGAAUCAGAAGAAGGUGCGAAGCCGUGCAGCGUCGUUGGUGGAGGACCCGGUUGAGGUCGACGAGAGCCGGGAGCCCGAGCUUGCAACUGCGACCGUCCGCCAGGCAGACUACCCGCAUUUCUGCCCCGAGCUGCCUCGCACCGAGCCCGAACCACCAGCGGUGGCCAAUCCAGCGGCUGACGUGGAGCCAGAAGAGAGACCAGCCGAGAUCCAGGAGGAGUGCUGCGUCGCCGACGAUCAGGCUGCACCGUCCCUGGUAGCAGAGGCCCAAAUCACCGAGGACUCAGAGUCUGCCCCAGCCCCAGCCCCGGCCGAGCCCGUCCACGGAAACGGCGACGGCGUGGGCGUGUUGGAAGGCGACGGUAUACCGACCUUCCAGCUGGACGACGACGGAGCGUUGGACGCGGAGGAGCUGACGCCCAUCACUUCGGCAGGAGAAGAACUUGUGAUCCUGGACCAGACGCCGGAGGCCCAUGUCGAGCAGUCCGUGAGCCAGGGAGAAGAUCCCAGUACCGAGGCGGCCGCCGUGGUGGUGGCCCCGGACGUGAAGCCCCAGGAACAGCCUGAGCUGGUGCCAGACGUGGAGGUGCCGGCAGGUGCCGGCGGCCACCGCACACACGAGGAGGAGGUGGUGCGGAUGCGGGUGCUGUACGACUACACGCCCGACCAGGACGCCCACGGCGAGCUGGAGCUGCUGGCGGGCGACAUCGUCCUGGUCUACCUGCAGGACCAGCGCGAGGGCGACCCCUGGUGGUUCGGCGAGGCCGAGGCCGAUGGCAGCUGCGGCUACUUCCCCGAAUCUUUCGUAGAACGCGCUGACGCCACCAAUACCGAAGGCGACGACCAGAUGCUGUCGAGCGGCGAGGGCUGCCCAGCGGGGUCGACGUUGUUGUCGCCUUCACUGUCGAAGUCGCCCAGGCCGGGCGGCGCGAGUCCGCUGUCACCCCCGCGCAUGCCUGCCGAGGUGCCGGCGGUACCCAAGCCCGCGAUUCCCUACCAGAGCGUGGUCGACAACGAGUGGCCCCGGGGGCUGGUCACCUACGAGUGGGCCGCCCGUGCGCCCGACGAGAUGGACCUCCACCUGGGCGAAGUGAUCGAGGUCUACGAACAAGACCCCUCCGGCUGGUGGACGGGCGCCUUUGGAGAGGAGCGCUACGGUCUGUUCCCGUCCAGGUUCGUCAGCCUGCUCUCCAAGGAACAGGCCCGAAAGCUGCGAUCUAUAACCAACGUCAAACAGAAAGUGAUGGCGAUGGUGGUUGAAGAGCUGGCGGAGAAGCAAAAGGACGAGGAGACGCGGCUCAAGAUGCUCAAGGAGUGGAGGGGAAGAUCGGCCGACACGUCCUCCUCCACCACCAGCCACCACCAUCACAGCAAUCAACCAUCACAACACACCUCGCCCAUUACGGUGGGCAAGAAGGUGAGCCCGACGACCAGCAAGAAGUCAUCACCGCUCAACAAGGCCGCCUCGCCCAACAAGGAGGACACCAGCAACCACGGCGGCGCCGUCUCCCAGGGGAAGAAGGUGAGCCCUACCAAGAAGGCCGGGAGCCGGAUCAUCAAGCUGCUGGGCAGCGGCGGUGGCAGCAGCAAGACCAGCCGAGACCCGAUCGCUGAGGCCUCAAAGCUUGCGGUGGUCGAGGAGCCGCUGGCCUCGCCCAAGCGCCGGUCGGCCUCGAUCUCGUCGCCGCGGGAACGGAUCGACCUGCACGCCAUGAGGGCCGCCUCCGGCGUAGGUACAGCGGGCCACAAGGCUCGAUCGGGGAGCGUCAUCGGCGUUUCGUCGGCCUCUUCGUCGCUCAUAGCGCCGAUGAUGAAGAAGAAGGCCGGCUCCUCCAUCGAAUCCGCUUCUGGCGCCAGCCCGCCGGCGAGUCCCGAACAACAGCGAAAGAAGAGGCGCGGGUCGUGGCUGCUCGGUCAACCCAAGACCACCGGACUGAGCCGGAGGUUCCAGAGGGCGCGGGUGGUACGGGACUACGAUGGCAGCGGCGGCGGGGAGAGCAGGAUCGGGAUGCUGCGGAAGGGCGAGGUGGUGCUGGUGUUGGUCAAGGAUUCGGCGUCGGGCAUGUGGACCGGUCAGUGUGAGGCCGACGCCAGCCGAUGCGGGGCCUUCCCCUCACACCACGUACAGCUGCUCGACUGA